AUGCCGGGCUCCCGCGGGAGGGGACGCACCACAGGCAACGACGCGCCACGAGAACCAACCUCCCGCUGCGGCGCCGCGCUUUCAAAUCCCUGCGACCCCGCAACGACCCGGAACCGGAAGCCAGGGCGCGGAGCCGGGGGCGGGACCCUGGAGGGGGAGGGGCUCUCGACGCUCUGGACCAGGAGGCCGCAGAAGCCGAAUCUGCUGCCCAGCUUGAUGGACAAGGGCCUGAUGGCGCUCCGCAGUGUGGCCGACCGGGGAGGCCAAGCCCCAAAGCUGAAACUGUGCCCAAACCAGCUCUCCCUCACCGGCCCGGCUGAGGCUGUCAACGGGUACUACAGGAGGAUGGAUCACUGCCUGUCCGUGCUGCGGGAGGAGGUCCAGCGCCUGUCCAAGCUGGAGGAGCAGGUGCAGAAGAAAGAUGGAGCCAUCUUGGCCCUCCAGGAGGAGAGGGAGACUCUGAAGAAGCAGCUGCAAUACCUCCUCAGAUGCGAAGGUCAGGGGACACCUGUGUGCCCAGGCAUGAAGGAGCCUGAGUCGCUGCCCAAGCCAUAUGCAAGGCUGAGCCUCCUGAAAGCCUUCUGCAGGGAUGACGAGGAGCUGCAGCAUUGGAGGCAGGUGCAGGAGGAGUAUGCCACGGUGUGCAGCGUCAGGGACCUGGAAGCAGGCUUUGAAGAGGAGGAGGUCCUGGAAGGGGAGGCCGAGAGGGCGGCGGACGAGGGAGCCCAGGGCGGUGCGGGCUGGAACGGGGCUGUGGAGCUGGAGGAGGAGGUGGAAUUGGAAGAGGAGAAGGGGCAGGACGGUCAGGGCUGUGAGGCCCGCAGCAGGGGAAGGACCUGCUCCCUGGACGAGUUGUUUGAGGAGGAGCUGGUUGCCCGUCUGGAGGAGUACGAGCAGCUGGUCCAGGAAGUCCAGCUCGAGCUGGAGGUCACCAGGACAGAACACUGCCUGGCAACAGGAGCCACCAUGUCUUUACAACGACAAGUGGAUGUCCUAGAAUCCCAACUGCAAAAGAUGAGCGCCGAAAACGAGCUGCUGCACAAGGAGCUUCGAGAGCGGACCCGUCAGUUACAGGCCAUGACAGACAAGUUCUCCAACCUCCGAGAUGAUAAGAAGCACCAAGAGAUGAUGGCGCUCAUGGAGAAGGACAACCUUGUCCUCCGGCAGCAAGUGUGGGAGCUGGAACAGGAACUCACCAAGAGGGAACACACCAUCUCGCAGUCCAACGCCAAGGUCAGCCACCUGCAGGCCCAGCUAAGCCAGAACGAGAAGCACCUGGAGGGACUUGAAAGGCUGAGAACCAAGAUCAUGCAGGCCACCUUCAGCACCACAGGGGUCAAAUCCUUGGCCACAGAGAUCUCUGACAAUGACAUCCUGGAAGCCCUGCAGGGUCAUCGUGGAGAGAGAACCGACUACUACAAUCAGCUGAGACAGAAAGGUGUCAAGGUGCCCCCACUGCUGCCAGAGCUCCUGUCCUCGCCCAGCAAAUCCAGGAAGGUGGUCUCCUCCAAGUAG
Messenger RNA from Hipposideros armiger (great roundleaf bat), 1515 nucleotides. It is a transcript of the gene CCDC27, whose product is annotated as coiled-coil domain containing 27. Lineage: Eukaryota; Metazoa; Chordata; Mammalia; Chiroptera; Hipposideridae. The coding region runs from base 1 to 1515 and encodes 504 amino acids. The record is from RefSeq and is a predicted model, not a curated record. The transcript is spliced from 10 exons.